CUUUGCUGCUUGAAGGUCCAGGAGCAAAUGGUCUUGGUGCAGAGACAGGUUGUUGAGUCCUUGGUGACUACCCUUAGGUGGCUGUGCGAUGAUAGAAGAUAGAGGGACAAGAAUGAGGUACUUUGACCAGCACUGAGCAGAGUGGAUGCCUCGUUUUCUGAGUAACCCCCGGUGUUCGAGCAGACUGAAAGAUUACCUGGGGGUCAGCUUGGUGCCAGACAGUGCUCAAUACAAGCCUGGCUACCCAGGGAACAGCACUGCACCCUGUGAAGGGACCUGAACAGAUGGAAGACAGCGUUCUGCAGCCAGUCCUAUUCUAGGGACCUGUCACUCCUGUCGAUGCAGGUCAAUGGCCAACAAGGAGGGGGGUCCGAGCCAGCGGCAGCAGCCGCAGCGGCGGCAGCGGCAGUGGUGGCAGCAGGAGACAAAUGGAAACCUCCACAGGGUGCAGAUUCUAUCAAGAUGGAAAAUGGGCAAAGCACAGGCACCAAGCUGGGGCUGCCUCCCCUGACGCCCGAGCAGCAGGAGGCCCUCCAGAAGGCCAAGAAAUAUGCAAUGGAGCAGAGCAUCAAGAGUGUGCUGGUGAAACAGACCAUCGCGCACCAGCAGCAGCAGCUCACCAACCUGCAGAUGGCAGCAGUGACAAUGGGCUUUGGAGAUCCUCUCUCACCUUUGCAAUCGAUGGCAGCUCAGCGGCAGCGGGCACUGGCUAUCAUGUGCCGGGUCUAUGUGGGUUCCAUCUACUACGAGCUGGGGGAAGACACCAUUCGCCAGGCCUUUGCUCCCUUUGGCCCCAUCAAGAGCAUUGAUAUGUCCUGGGACUCUGUCACCAUGAAGCACAAGGGCUUUGCCUUCGUGGAGUAUGAGGUUCCAGAAGCUGCACAGCUGGCUUUGGAGCAGAUGAACUCGGUGAUGCUUGGGGGCAGGAACAUCAAGGUGGGCAGACCCAGCAACAUAGGACAGGCCCAACCCAUUAUAGACCAGCUGGCUGAGGAGGCUAGGGCUUUCAACCGCAUCUACGUGGCCUCUGUACAUCAGGACCUGUCUGAUGAUGACAUCAAGAGUGUGUUUGAAGCCUUUGGCAAGAUAAAGUCUUGCACACUGGCCCGGGACCCCACGACUGGGAAGCACAAGGGCUAUGGUUUUAUUGAAUAUGAAAAGGCCCAAUCGUCCCAGGAUGCUGUGUCUUCCAUGAACCUCUUUGAUCUGGGUGGCCAGUACUUGAGGGUGGGCAAGGCCGUCACACCCCCCAUGCCCCUGCUAACACCUGCCACGCCUGGAGGUCUCCCGCCUGCUGCUGCUGUAGCCGCAGCUGCAGCCACAGCCAAGAUUACAGCUCAGGAAGCAGUGGCUGGAGCAGCCGUGCUGGGUACUUUAGCUACACCAGGACUAGUGUCGCCAGCUCUGACACUGGCCCAGCCCUUAGGGGCUCUACCCCAGGCUGUCAUGGCUGCCCAGGCCCCUGGAGUCAUCACAGGUGUGACCCCAGCCCGCCCUCCCAUCCCAGUCACCAUCCCCUCUGUGGGAGUGGUGAACCCCAUCCUAGCCAGUCCCCCAACACUGGGUCUGUUGGAGCCCAAGAAGGAGAAGGAAGAGGAGGAGCUGUUUACUGAGUCAGAGCGGCCAGAGAUGCUAAGUGAACAGGAGCACAUGAGCAUCUCUGGCAGCAGUGCUCGGCACAUGGUCAUGCAGAAGCUGCUCAGAAAACAGGAGUCCACAGUGAUGGUUCUGCGAAACAUGGUGGACCCCAAGGACAUCGACGAUGACUUGGAGGGAGAGGUGACAGAGGAGUGUGGCAAAUUUGGUGCUGUGAACCGGGUCAUUAUCUACCAAGAAAAGCAGGGCGAGGAGGAGGAUGCAGAGAUCAUCGUCAAGAUUUUUGUGGAAUUUUCCAUGGCCUCAGAGACUCACAAGGCCAUCCAGGCCCUCAAUGGGCGCUGGUUUGCUGGCCGUAAGGUGGUGGCUGAAGUGUAUGACCAGGAGCGUUUUGAUAACAGCGACCUCUCUGCGUGACUUUGGCCUCAUUCCCUGGACUUGCGCUUGCCCCUCCCUCCCUCCGGGUUUCGUAGAGUGUUAACAGUGGUGUCCCUGCGACCCCGCACUCUGCCCAGCCCACGCUGUAGUGUACAUAAAGGUGCAGAUACUGCUGGCCCUAAA
Mesocricetus auratus (golden hamster) is the source of this 2157-nucleotide messenger RNA. RefSeq names its product poly(U) binding splicing factor 60 (gene Puf60). Gene Ontology annotation, cellular component: precatalytic spliceosome; catalytic step 2 spliceosome. Gene Ontology annotation, molecular function: RNA binding. The record is from RefSeq and is a predicted model, not a curated record. The coding region runs from base 340 to 2013 and encodes 557 amino acids. NCBI's taxonomy places the organism in Eukaryota, Metazoa, Chordata, Mammalia, Rodentia, Cricetidae. Gene Ontology annotation, biological process: regulation of alternative mRNA splicing, via spliceosome; alternative mRNA splicing, via spliceosome; mRNA splice site recognition. The transcript has 12 exons.